Lachancea thermotolerans CBS 6340 is the source of this 2073-nucleotide messenger RNA. Its product is annotated as KLTH0C07788p. Bases 1 to 2073 code for a protein of 690 amino acids. NCBI's taxonomy places the organism in Eukaryota, Fungi, Ascomycota, Saccharomycetes, Saccharomycetales, Saccharomycetaceae. Gene Ontology annotation, cellular component: nucleus. Gene Ontology annotation, biological process: regulation of DNA-templated transcription. The transcript has a single exon. The record is from RefSeq and is a predicted model, not a curated record. Gene Ontology annotation, molecular function: transcription cis-regulatory region binding; DNA-binding transcription factor activity.
AUGUCGGACGGAAGAGCAGACCAGGAAUCGGUAGAGGAGGCAGUCUUUAAGUACGUGGGUGUGGACCUGCAGGGCGGGAAGCACGACGAAGGUCACCCCCACGAGCUCGAGGCCGCGGAGAACAAGCGGCAAGCACAGGCGCGGUUGGCGCACGUGGCACGUGAUGCAAGAGCGCGCGCUCAGGCGCAGGUUCAAGCGCAGGCGCAGGCGCAGGCGCGAGCGCAGGCACAGACGCAGUCUCAGGUCCGGGCAGGUGCCGGCUCAAGCACUGGCGGCCAGGACCAGCAUGGCCAGGGUCAGGACCACGACCAAGACCAGCAUGGUCAAGGCCAGGAUGCGAAUCCGGUCCAAGACCAGGAUCAAGAUCCGGACCAAGACCAGGACCAGGCGGCGGGCUCAGCAGACAUGGAGUGGUUCCUCCGCCACGAGCUUGGCGCUUCCCCAUCGGAUCUCGACAUGCGCGGCGCUCGGGAGCCGCAGUCAGUUGCCGCUGCCGCCGUUGCCGCCGCCUUUGCUGCCUCUCAGGACAACAAGAGGCCCCGCAAUGAAGACGACAAUGGCAGCGGCAGGAACGCGGCGUCAAACGUGUCGGGCCCCCGCCAGCACCACGGCAACAAGCGAUUCAAAGUCCCAGAUGCGCGCCUUGCUGGGUCUCGUGUGCAAUCGAAAAUGCCCCAUCUUGGAGCAGUGGACCCGGAACUUGCUUCCCUGGACGAUCCGGAGGACGUUACCGAGCAUGAACAGCUUGUGCGCAAAGCCAUUUUGGAUGCAGACUCCAUAGCGCACCAUCCUGAUUUCCAACACUAUCUCAAUACCGAGGAUGAUUCUGAUGACAAGGCACAGCGCAUGUCCUUGCUUUCCAGCAAGGGCUCGACAGUUGUGCUGGGCGGGAUUCACGACCAUGGCCGAAAAAUCGAGGUCUUGCCAAAAGUUGCAGGUAGGAACUCCGUCUCUGGAGUCGACUCGCACUCGGGCUCUUCUCCCGGAUCGGGCUCCGGCCCGGGUGCCGGUUUGGCCGCCCGCUCGAUGGGCAGAAUACCUUCUGGCAUGACAUUAGGAGCAGGCGCCGGGGCGGGCGCUCACUCUGAGCAAGACAUAUCCAAUAUGAUCCAGGACGCUGCCACUAAAGCAUCCGAUUUUAUCAGCGCGCAAAACCAAUCCACUGGUAAGUCCUUCGAUGCAGUGGAAGAACAGGCCUUGGAGCAUUUUGUCGGCGACUACCAAGCGAUAAAGAAUCUGUCACGCCGGCAAAUAUGUGAACGAAUUUGGUCUAACGAGCGUCGGAAAGACGAUUUCUGGACUAACAUUUGCAAAGUGCUCCCUUACAGAACGCGGUCUUCGGUCUACAAGCAUGUCCGCCGUAAGUAUCACAUUUUCGAGCAACGUGGCAAAUGGACGCCCGAGGAAGAUCAGGAACUGGCUCAACUUUGCAUGGAGAAAGAGGGUCAGUGGUCUGAAAUCGGCAAGACCCUGGGCCGGAUGCCUGAAGACUGCAGGGACCGUUGGAGAAACUAUGUCAAGUGCGGCAACAAUCGUGCAUCUAACAAGUGGUCUCCUCAGGAGGAGGAACAUCUGAAGCAAGUGAUUUCUGAGUUGCUUGACUCUGUGGAGCCUCAAGAUGAUCAGAGUUACGACACUGACGAGGUGCACAUGGACGGGAAGGCGAAGGCGGGAAAGAAGAAGAAGCAAGACUCCAAAGACACGAUCAACUGGACUGUGGUGAGUGAGCGGAUGGGCGGCACUCGCUCGCGUAUACAAUGUCGUUACAAGUGGAACAAACUUCUCAAGAAGCAGGCUAUGAGCAAGAUCAAAUCCAUAAGCGAAGAUGACAAGACUUGGAUCUUGGAGAAACUGAGAGACAUGGGCUUUACGGAAGACUCACAAGUCGACUGGGACGAGCUUGCGACGUUGAUGCCCGGCAGGCAAUGGUCAGGCACCGAGCUGAAGCUCUGUUACGAGAAACUGAGAACCGGUGUAAAAUACUACAAAGACCGCACCAUCAACCAAAUCUGCAAGGAGCUUAUCGGCGCCCGCGAUGAAGGGCUGCCGCUGGAAUCCGAAAGCAAGCUUUGA